Messenger RNA from Pyrus x bretschneideri (Chinese white pear), 1737 nucleotides. Its product is annotated as FBD-associated F-box protein At5g60610. Lineage: Eukaryota; Viridiplantae; Streptophyta; Magnoliopsida; Rosales; Rosaceae. The coding region runs from base 185 to 1540 and encodes 451 amino acids. The record is from RefSeq and is a predicted model, not a curated record. Gene Ontology annotation, molecular function: protein binding. The transcript has 4 exons.
AAAAGGGGUUCAGAUUUUUUCAGAGGAAAGCUUGGAAGGUUGAUACUUUUAAACUUUAAAUUUGGAAGGUUGAUUUUCUUGGAUUUUGCCACCGUUUCUCUGCAACCAAACACCAUACUUCACUAUUCGUUGCCACUAGCGUUUCACUGGGUCCAUCCCUGAACGUUUAAGGCCCAUACUCUCCAUGGGUAGAGAUAAGAUUAGUGAAUUGCCGGAUGAAGUUCUUUGUCACAUACUUUCCUUCGUUCCAGCAAAAUAUGUUGUGAGGACCAGUGUUCUCUCUACUAGAUGGAAGAGCAUAUGGGCUUCUGUCCCCAUUCUUGACUUCGAAUUCGAAAACAUACCUAUUGUAUGGAGAGAUGAAAAUCAGCCUGACCCCGAUGGUUUCAGAUGGGAAGCCGAAGAUCUGUCUGACCAUGUUGGAUUUUUGACGUUUGUUGAUCGUGUUCUCUAUUUUCGUGGCUUAUCAGAUAUUAAAAAAUUACGUCUUCAUUGUUACUGUCGUGUUGAGGAUGCCUCUCGUAUUGAUGGCUGGAUUCGCUCUGCCUUUAGCCAUAAUGUUGUUGAACUUGAUCUCUGUGUUCAAGCACAUUAUGAUGAGUAUAUUGAGGAACCGCCUUUGGAGUUGCCUCGAUGCGUGUUCACUUGCAAAACGCUAGUGGUUUUGAAGUUGAUGUCAAAUUUUAUUACCUAUGCUCCUCCUACAUCAGGCUGUUGUUUCCCAAGUCUGAAGUCCCUUGAUGUCAGAGUUGAUUUUCCUGAAAAUGACUCAAUGGAAAAGCUUUUUUCAUGCUGCCCUGUACUUGAAGAUUUAUCUAUAAAGGCAACUGUUCCAGAUCAUAACCGUCAGAAUUUUAAGGUCUCAGCGCCUGAACUCAAGAGAUUAAGAAUGACUUUCUUCAGUUUUAUCAAUGGUGCUGAAGAUUUUGAGUACGAUAUAUCUGUGAAUGCUCCAAAGCUUGAAUACUUUAACAUUAAGCAGGACUAUUUGUCACAUUAUACAUUUGAGAAUCUAAAAUCCCUGGCCAAAGGCAGUGUCGAUCUCUAUUGCCAUAUUGGGAAAACCCAGGUUGGCUUCUCUGAACGAGCAACUGCUCUUCUGGAGGCAUUUUCCAACGUUAAAUAUCUGUUCAUUUCAGCUCAUUAUGUGGAGGAUGGUUGUCUGCCUGCUUUCAAUCAUUUGACCGAAUUGAAGUUGGUUCUUUCUGAUUGCUAUCACUGGGAUUUGCUAACAGAGUUGCUCAAGAAAUCACCUAAUUUGCAAUCUCUUGUUGUCGAACAUAAAGAAGACAAGGAAUGCAUUGAGGAGUGUGGAGAUGUCUUAAAUUCGGCAGAUAGAUGGCGAACACCAGAGUCUGUGCCCAUUUGUCUGAUAUCGCACCUGAAGACCAUCACUAUAAGGGGAUUAAAGAUAUACCCGCAUGAGCAGAAAGUGCUAAAAUAUUUGAUGAAGAACGGUAAAGUUUUGGACAAGAUGACUAUCUAUGCUAAGAAUGGGGCUUACAAAGAUUUCAUACCUAGAAGGGCUUCUAGGACUUGACCAGUUGAAGGUUAGCUUGUACAUCGUUAUAAUUUUGGAUUGCUGAUUUAGAUGGAUUCUGCUAUCAAAGCUGGAAAUGAGACAAGCACCUUUGUUAAUCUGAAGAUGUAAAGAUUUGCAGAUGUUUGUUUUGUAUUGUAUACAUUUCUUAUCAACAAGUUUCGGACAGCCGCUAUACCAUUCGUAUUUUGUUUAUA